UUCCCCCGGCCGGGCUCUCACCCAGGGCGGGCAGCGGCGCGGGGCAAGCGGCGGAGCGCGGCGGGGCUGCGGGGCGGCGCAGGCAGCGGCGGGGGCAGCCGCGGCGGGGCCUUGUCGGGAGCGCAGCGCGGCAGCCGCCAUGGAGGAGCUGGACGCGGAGCCGCCGCUGAUGGUGGUGCCGGGCGCGGACCCGUCCGCCAGGCAGCUCUGCUUCGCCUGGGGCCCCGCGGAGGUGCUGGUGUGCGAGACACGCUUCGACCGCACAGGUGGGUCCCGGCCGGGGCGGGCUGGAUCGGGCCCCUGUGCCCCGGCGCUGAGCGCGUGUGUUGCAGGUAGCGCGGAUGGAGGAGCGAGCGCGUCCCGCGUCUUCGUGGUCCGCAAGGAUGAGGACAUCUACAUCCACACCCUGCGGAAACUCUUCAAUGAGUCGCACGGGAUCUUCAUCGGGCUGCAGCGGAGCGAGGAGGAGCUGGCGGGGAAGGCGAGGAAAGCGCAUUUGGUUCAAGUGAGUAAAAACUACCGCUCGGUGAUCAGAGCCUGCAUGGAGGACAUGCACCAGGCGGCUGUUUCAGCCCGGGACCCUGCCCUGCAAAACCAGUACAGCACCCAGGUUUCCAUCCUGUCUGCGAUGGAGCUGAUCUGGAACCUGUGUGAGAUUCUGUUUGUUGAAGCAGCUGCAGCUGGCCCCCUCCUGCUUCGCCUCCUCGACUGGGUUCGACUUCAUGUCUGUGAUGUGGACAACAUGGUCCGUGAAGUUCUGAGCAGUGAAGAUCCAUCGAAACACGAGCUCUUCUGGAAUGUGGUGGAUGUCUUUGUGCUGCAAGGCCGAAUGGAUGAAGCACGGCACUUGCUCUCCAAGGAAGCCAGUGCCAAUCCCACAUCAAUGCACAUGUACAGAAUCCUGGAUGACUUGAUGAAGAAGAUGCCUGUGCCCAGUCUUAACAACACCCAGACACUGACCGAGAUGGAGCUGAAAUGGCAGCACUGGCAUGAAGAAUGUCAGCGGUAUCUACAGGAUGGAACUUUUGCUUCCAAUUCCCACAUGGAAUCCAUCUGCAAGAUCCUGCUGGGAGAUGAGGAUGCCAUACUGGAGAAGAAGGAACUCAUGACCACCUGGUACCACUUCCUGGUUACCCGACUCCUGUAUUCCCACCCAACGGUGAAGCCGAUGGAGCUGCGGUUUUAUGCACAGUCUAGCAUGGACCUGUUCCUGGGAGGAGAAUGCAGCCCUGAGCCUCUAGACACGAUUUUAAUGGCAGCCUUUGAAUUUGAGAUUCAUCAAGUGAUCAAGGAAUGCAGCAUUGCCCUGAGCAACUGGUGGUUUGUGGCUCAUCUGACUGACCUGCUGGACCACUGUAAGCUCCUGCAGUCUCACAACCUGUAUUUUGGUUCAAACAUGCGUGAAUUCCUCCUGCUGGAGUAUGCCUCAGGACUCUUCUCCCACCACAGCCUAUGGCAGCUGGGGGUCGAUUACUUUGACUACUGCCCUGAGUAUGGCAGAGUGUAUUUGGAGCUUCACAUUGAACGGAUACCCCUCAACACGGAACAGAAGGCUCUCAAAGUGCUGAGGAUCUGCGAGCAGAGGCAGAUGCAGGAGCAAGUCCGUAGCAUCUGUAAGAUCAUGGCCAUGAAGGCGCUGCGGAAUAACCGCUUGGGCUCUGCACUGUCCUGGAGCAUCAGAGCUAAAGAUGCAGCUUUUGCUACACUCAUCUCAGACCGCUUCCUUAAGGAUUACUGUGAAAGGGGGAGCUUCUCUGACCUGGACCUCAUUGAUAACCUGGGACCAUCCAUGCUGCUCAGUGACCGACUGACGUUUCUUGAUGAUACCAGUGUCUCUGAGCCACUCAUGCUGUUGCCCAGUGAACACCCAGCACCAGACAGCACCAGCAAGUACCGGGAAUUCCACCGGCUCUACGGGGAGAAGCGGUUCUCGGAGGCUGCCAGGCUGCUCUUGAUGCUGAUGACAGCUCACAUCGCUCCCUGCUCCUUCUGGAUGACCCUGCUGACAGAUGCCCUUCCCCUGCUGGAGCAGAAAGAGGUCAUAUUUUCAGCAGAGCAGACGUACGAGUUGAUGCGGUGCCUGGAAGACCUGACAGCAGGGAAGUCGGACAAGCAGAAAUUCCAGGAGGACAGCGUUGAGACGAUGAAAGUGGAAAUGCUGAGACUUGCUCUUGCACGGAACCUUGCACGAGUCAUCGUCAAGGAAGGCACGCUGGAAGCAUCCUGAAGUCAGUGCGAUUUUGUUCUUCCGCUGUGGUUCACUGUACAUAAACCCAAGUGCUUUUCUAAGAAUAAAUGCCUUGUUUUGCA
This is a messenger RNA of Pezoporus occidentalis (night parrot), 2310 nucleotides long. RefSeq names its product nucleoporin 85 (gene NUP85). Gene Ontology annotation, cellular component: nuclear pore outer ring. Gene Ontology annotation, biological process: protein import into nucleus; mRNA export from nucleus; positive regulation of DNA-templated transcription. NCBI's taxonomy places the organism in Eukaryota, Metazoa, Chordata, Aves, Psittaciformes, Psittacidae. The coding region runs from base 140 to 2227 and encodes 695 amino acids. The record is from RefSeq and is a predicted model, not a curated record. The transcript has 19 exons. Gene Ontology annotation, molecular function: structural constituent of nuclear pore.